Enhydra lutris kenyoni (northern sea otter) is the source of this 696-nucleotide messenger RNA. Its product is annotated as olfactory receptor 13A1-like. Bases 1 to 696 code for a protein of 231 amino acids. The transcript has a single exon. Gene Ontology annotation, cellular component: membrane. NCBI's taxonomy places the organism in Eukaryota, Metazoa, Chordata, Mammalia, Carnivora, Mustelidae. The record is from RefSeq and is a predicted model, not a curated record. Gene Ontology annotation, molecular function: olfactory receptor activity. Gene Ontology annotation, biological process: G protein-coupled receptor signaling pathway.
AUGGCCAUCAGCCUGCAUCCGGGCCUCCAGGCCCCAGUGAACCUCUUUUUCACCAACCUGACCCUUGUAGACACCACCCACACAUUCACUAUUCUCCCCAAAUUGCUGGAGAACCUGGUAGUCAACCAGGUUGACUGCAUGCUCUUCUUCCUGAUACGGCUCCUGGGAGCCAAGCCACUGUUGCUCCUGGCUGUGGCCUGUGACUGCCAUGUGGCCAUCUACCACUCAGUGCACUACAGCAUGCUGAGGAGCUGGCCCAUCUGCGCCCUACUCUCAGGCAGCAUGUGGGCGGUCACAGCAGUCAGCACAUCUAUGCACACAGGCAUGAUGACCAGGUUAACAUUCCAUGGUCCCUGUCAGAUCCAUCAUUUUCUACAUGAAGUUCCCAAGCUGCUGCUGCUCUCUGGUAGACCAAUGACCCUGAACAACAUUAUGAUCAUCACUGUGGACAUUUAUUCUGGAGUAGUCAACUUCCUGUUCACCCUGGUGCUCUACAGCUGCAUCAUCACCAGCAACCCAGGCAUCUGCCAGGUGUGGGCAAGUGGUGGGCAUUUCUCCACCUGCUUCUCUCACUUCCUGGUGGCCACCUGGUACCACUCCACCAUCAUCUACACAUACAUCUGCCAAGCUUCAACUCCUCCAUGGAAAAUGGCAAAGUGGUCCCUGUGCUGGACAAGACAUUCAGCCUCACCUUGA